GCUCCCAACACCCAACGACCAACGUUCAGCAAUGGUCUCUGCCGACAAUCUCAACUUCGAUGUCCUCGAACUCAUGUUCUCGUACCUGUCUGGUUAUGAUCUUGCAUCCAUCGCUCAAGUUAGUCGGUCAUUUCUGGCAGGCGUCAUUCCCCGCCUGUACAAGAUCAUCGUAUACCGUAUGAGCCAUGCGAAGCUAUAUUCACAGGUUAUGUCGCCAUUUGCAGUUAUCUUGGCCCAUCCGAACCUCGCUAUCCAUGUCCGAAGGGUCGAGAUUCGCUACGUACCCCGGCUAGAGUCAAAUCUCAAGACACAGCCUCAUCCCCGGUUCUUACUUGAAUGUGCAAAAGUCCUCACAUCUGCUGUUAACCUCCAAACCUUCACCUGCACUCCCCAAGAGAUUCUUCCUUCAUUUCUUUCUUCAUUGCCGAAUAAGGAACGUCUCACAACCCUUCGAAUCAACGCCCACUUGACAACGGACCAGACGGAGCUUUUGACGUCGAUAACAGGGCUGAAGAGCUUGACGCUGGAGAACGCGUCUUGGAUAGUGGUGGACUCGUUGCCAAAGUGGGCGGAGAAAUUGCAGGAGACCCUGACGCAUCUCACCAUACACCUCGCGCACGAUCUCAAUGAUCAAGUCCUGCAAGGGACCUUGUCGCACCUUCCAAAGCUUCGCGGCCUCCAUGUCAUCGGAUGUUCCCCCGUCGACCAUGUCGAUAUCAUUCGCGCUACUUCGCAUACACCUCUUCUAGAGAGCUUAGCCAUGUCUACGGCAGACAAUCACCGCCAGCUUCCAGGCUAUGUCCCAGCGCUCACCCACCUCCGUCAUCUCGCCCUCGACUCCGAUAAUCAUACCCGAAAUGCAUCGGCUGCCGUAGGAGCACUCUGGUCUGCCAUAUUCUCAACAAUGAACCUAGCUGCCUCGCCCAUCUCUUCAGUCGCCCUUAGACCAUGCAUGCGUAUGUCAUGCGAAAGUGUCAUCAAGGACCUGCUGAAGGCGCACGCGAAUACACUACGGUUUAUAAGCCUUCUGAAUUGUACUGUGGACAACAAGCAAGUGGGGGAUAUUGCUCAGAAGUGUGUGCAGCUGGAGAGGCUAAGCUUGCCAAUCAUGGAGGCAGUGGAUCUGAGAGGUUUCCGUCUGGCUCUCGCCAAGUCUAGUUCGGUCCAUACGGUUGUCGAUGUAGGUGAUGCGCAUUCUGUCCAUGGGCCACGCAAAGUCCUCCGUACAGAUUUCGUUCGGAAAACAAUGGAGGCGGUGCCUUCGUUGCGCAAGGUUGUGUCCGAGAAUAAAUACUGGACGGGAAAAUCGACCCCAGACGGGGCAAACGUUCAUCUGGAAAAGAAAACGCCACAGACCACGUCGUUCUGGUUCUUACCGCCCGCUCUUGUGCUCGAAGCCUAAUUCUAUUUCAACUUUACAUUCCACAUAGUUCCAUAUGCCGUGUUUCCUUGAUGCUGUUGUUACUUUAUGAUACCUUUUUGACCGUGUAUUGCCGUGAGCCAUUCAAUCUGUAGCAAAACCGCAUGCAAUUGUCGUAUGUCACUGACCAAAGCCUU
Molecule: messenger RNA, 1557 nt
Organism: Stereum hirsutum FP-91666 SS1
Lineage: Eukaryota; Fungi; Basidiomycota; Agaricomycetes; Russulales; Stereaceae
Exons: 7
Coding region: 32-1402 (456 amino acids)
Source: RefSeq, a predicted model, not a curated record